Penicillium daleae is the source of this 975-nucleotide messenger RNA. RefSeq names its product Rtr1/RPAP2 family protein phosphatase. NCBI's taxonomy places the organism in Eukaryota, Fungi, Ascomycota, Eurotiomycetes, Eurotiales, Aspergillaceae. The transcript has a single exon. Gene Ontology annotation, cellular component: nucleus; cytoplasm. Gene Ontology annotation, molecular function: RNA polymerase core enzyme binding; RNA polymerase II CTD heptapeptide repeat phosphatase activity. Bases 1 to 975 code for a protein of 324 amino acids. The record is from RefSeq and is a predicted model, not a curated record.
AUGGCUACACACCAAAGUCCCUCCAGAUCAGCCUUGAAAACCUCUCUCCCCUCCGCAUAUGCCGUUGUCAACGCAGAGCAGCUCGUCAGCUCGUCCCACCUCCCAUCAGAGGAAGAGCAAGACAAGUACCUAUCAGGUCGACCGCGAGCAACUCCGCAGCACCUGGGAGUUGCUCUCCAACAUGCGCAUCAGAUUCAGGCCCAGAAAGAUGCCGAGAAUAUGAUUCUAGAUCGCAUUAUUGACCUACUCUCGCUACCCUCGUCUCCAUCCGCCGACCCCGCUGCACCUUCGGCUGCAGAUUCGCACGCCUUUAAAUCUGCUCUCCUUAGUUUCCGAACGGGUGACUACGAUAGUCUCAUCAUGGAACGGAAUAACGAGGGACUUUGCGGCUAUGGGCUCUGCCCGCGCGAGUAUCGAAACGAGCGCGGGAGGAACCAAACCUUCCAAUUCAGAUGGGGAGCUAAAGGCAGCGGACCUGGUGGUAGAGGGCGCAACAUGGACAUCGUACCUCGCGAGAAAGUCGAGAAAUGGUGCUCCGAUGAGUGCGCAGAGAGAGCUCUCUUCCUUCGCGUGCAGCUUACCGAGCAGCCCGUGUGGGAGAGGCGGGCUAGUGAGGGCCGCAUUACGAGCAUUGAACUCCUGGAAGAAGCGCGUGCCAAGCGACCAAAGCGAAGAACUGAGGGCUCGACAUCUGCGGCGGCUGUUGCAGCAGACUUAAAUAAACUCAAUAUUCAGGACCCCGAGCGCGCGCAGGAACUCGCCAUGGAGCGUGGAGACACUAGUCUGCCAUUCCGCGGAGGCCGCGUGAAUGUCCAGAUCAAGGAAAAGGAACAGAGCAGCACUUCAUCUGCAAGCGCUCCACAGUGGCGGCCAGAGGAUGCCAAGGGAGGCUCGAUUGAGGGAUAUGUUCCCAAGGAUCGACGAGACAAGGACGCAAUGGACAUUGACCAGGGCGAUUUGCUUGAUCAAAUCUAG